GACUGAGUGGUCUAAGCGUUAGACUGGGUCAGUGGUUCGAGCCCGGUUGAGGGUUACUCCUAUUUCUUUCUUUAAUUGUAUUCUUGGUUGUUUUUUUUACUGGGGCUUUUUAUGUCCAAUGUUUACAUUUAUCAAUAUAAAGUGUUAAAUGAUAAACUUAAUUACAUGCCAACAUUUUGUGAAAAGGUCCCUUUAAUAAACGAAUUCGAUGAGCUGACAUGAUACGCAACGUAUAUAGUUAUAUCCUUAUUGAACUUGUACAGGAAACUAAAGAUGUAUUAUCAUUUCCUUUAUUAAAUUUGAAUGAUAACAUAUAUACUUGCCUUGUUAGUAUCUCACUUAUGCAGUUAAAGUGGUUUACGCAAUUACUUCUUCCGGAAUACAAGGAAAUGAAAUUGUACGGUGAUUUCAAUGAUAAUAGCUGAUGUAAAUAAAAUGCAUAGAUUGACAAAACCGAAGAAAACCAUUUAUGAUAACGCAUAACUCGAAUGACACGUUUCGUGCCUUUAUACAUUGUUUUUAAACUGCAUGCUUACCGUUUGGGAAACUCGUCAAAAAGUCGGUCGUUGAAAAAGACACGUCAAGUUUCAUUUCAUAUAAAACGGGUGUCGUUAAAUGGACGGAUACAAUACAGUCUACAAUGAUCCGAUCGAAUAUGAGGAACUUCAACUAAAACGUGAGUCCGAAAAUGAAAACGUGUAUAUGCAACUUGCAGAGAAUGCGACAUCAUUACUUAAUACCCAACAAGACGGAAACAAUUCAGUCUACAAUGAUCCGAUCGAAUAUGAGGAACUUCAACUUAAACGUGAAUCCAAAAAUGAAACAGUGUAUAUGCAACUUGCAGAGAAUGCGCAAUCAGUGCUUAAAACCCGCCUGGCUUCAUGCGCACUUUCAAAUGAAAGUGGCUCGAAUGUACAGCGCAGAUUAGAUGGUCUCGCAACGUCGGACGGUCCAUUUCAAACUGUUGCCGAAUGCAGUGACAAAAACAAUCCAGUUUACAAUGGCCCGGAGGAGUACGAAGAACUCAAAGAGGAUUUAUUCAAAUCGAUACCAGAUCAUCGCUUUGAUGUGUUGGUAAAGAAAACAGCUCUUGCAAAGAAAAGCAAAAUAGUGGGCAACAGAAUAUUAGUCAUAGGGUCUGGGAAAAUAAGUUUCAUAGAACAAGAAAGGGUCGUAUCAUUUCCGUUGGCAUGUGUUAGAAGAUUUAGACAUAAUGGUUUUGCUUUGAAUAUAGAGCUAGGUAGAAAAUGUGUCUUUGGCGAAGGUACCAUCGAGAUUUUGUCAGGUACAAAGACUGAGUACAUCGAUAACUCUUUACGAGCACACUGUAAACAUUAGAAACUUGAAGAGAUCUUUUCACGUUUUGGUAAAUUGACAAAAUUGAAAAAAAUUGUUUCAGAUUCGCAAAUUUUCGUUUUAGUUAUGAUAUUUGUGAGGAAACAGUAAUACUGAACAUUUACCAUGGUCUAAUAUAGCCAUUAUAUGCAUCUUUUGACGAUUACUAAAACCUGAAAAUUGAAAAGCGUUGCAACGCGAAACGAUUGAAUAAUUUGGAGAGUUCUGUUGUCGUUUAAAUUUGUGAAAUUACGAAGAUUGCUCAUAUAAAGUAUAAAAUACGUCUUUCAUAUGUACUUGGCAAGAUGGCCGAGCGGUCUAAUCGGUUUUUACUUCAGGACUCUGGGGGUCACUGGUUCGAGCCCUGAUGCGGUCUACUUUUUUUCCUUUUUAAAAUUUUAUUCUUGAUUUUUUACUGGAGCUUUUUAGAUCCAAUGUUUACAUUUAUCAAUAUAAAGCAUUUAAUGCCAAACUUCAAAACAUGCCAAAAUCUGUGAAAAGGCCCCUUUAACGUAGUAUUAUGCACAUUCAUAUCAUAUACUUCUCACGCAACAAUUCUUAUAUCCACGAAACCGCUAAAAAUAUGGACAUAAGAUUUCACACUUGUCGAUCGUCAGGGCCUUCAUGUUGUUGAACACAAGUGCACUUAUGUAUCGCAUCCGAAACUCUGUGUAACAUACGUAUCUGUCUUGAGAGGAAAGCAUUUACAUAGAUGAUACAAAGCAACUAGGAAUAAUUUACUGGUUAAGAUUUUUUACUGAAGUUAAAUGUUUUUCAAUGGUGUCCUUUUAUGACUCAAUUUGUUGAGAGGUAUUCGUGCCUAGGUUGAAUACAUCGAAUCGUUGAUUAUUACAAAUACAAAUUAUAUGAGAUAUUUAAAUAUAAUUAACUUGAUUAUUUUUCAAAUUUUUACGAAAUCCGUUCAAUACUAAUCGAGGAAUGUAAGUGUUGCGUUAGAUGUGUUUUGAUUCUAUUAAAAAAUCUACUCCUUAAACAAUUCAUCCCUUUUGUUCAUUUACUUUUUAUUACAUUGACUAGCUAGUAUACUAUCAGCUAUUUAAUGUUUCAUUCUAUGAAAAAAGAACAUAAGUUUUGUUUUGCAAUAUUGUCCAAAAUAUUUGGAUUUUUAUUUUGGAGGGGAGGUCAUUGUGUUGUUUUCAUUGGUUAUACUUUGUUUCAACGCAUGUGGAAUAACAGAUCUGUGUCCGUGAUACAAAUUGUUACAUUCACCCAAAUAUGUUUUAAGAGAAGUAUCAUCCAGCUAGCCAAUAUUGAAACAUGUAACGCAUGUACCAUUCAAACUUUUAUAUUGCCUUUUUUAAGUAUUCAUGUAAACUGUCAUUACUAGUAUAUAUGUUAAGGACAAAUGGAAAAAGGUGUAUGAUCUGUGUAUAAUUGAAAACGGUUCAGGUUUGUUGUAAAUAUGAAUUUUCGAAAAGUAAAGUCUGAUUGCUUUAAUUUUUAUUUGUCCCAUCAUGGGUAGCCAACUUUUGUACAUUAUUGUGAGAGUUUCAUUAAUGAUUUUGCAAGUUGUUAUAAUAUGCUUCUUCAUUAUAUCAGGGACAUUCAUUUGUCACGGAGACAUGCGAGUGGUAGAAGAAGUAAAUGUUAAUAAUGAAAUGAAAUAAUAGCAGCACGGUCAUACAAAAGUGUACAUUUAAUUAUCGUUACAUACAAUAUUGUGUUUUUAUUAAGCUUUGUCUUGUCAGAGAAAGAAACAGUGUUCAAUUUUAAGAGUUAAUUAGUAUUUAGAAUGUGCAAUAUAAUCCUUUUCUUUGUUGAUAAAUGCAUGUUUUUUCUGAA
Molecule: messenger RNA, 3138 nt
Organism: Dreissena polymorpha
Lineage: Eukaryota; Metazoa; Mollusca; Bivalvia; Myida; Dreissenidae
Exons: 2
Coding region: 616-1338 (240 amino acids)
Source: RefSeq, a predicted model, not a curated record